AUGAGCGCAGACCAAGCAGGCCGCGCCCCAGGCGACGCUGAAGAGACCAGCUACAAGGACAGCCACGAUUACAUCCAGUUCAAGGAGCACCCCAUUGAAGGACAACUCAACCGUUGGUCGCACACAAUCACGAGGGAACAUGACUUUCCCGGCGCACAGGCCAUGCUGUACGGCGCUGGCGUGCCGAACAAGGAGAUGAUGAAGAAGGCGCCGCAUGUUGGUAUUGCAACAGUGUGGUGGGAGGGCAAUCCUUGCAAAGAACGACUCAUAGAGAUGAAUAUGAACGCUGACAGAGGAAUAGUGCUUGAUUUCGGCAAGAUUGUGAAAAAGGCUGUUGAGAAGCAGGGCAUGCUCGGCUGGCAGUUCAACACCGUCGGCGUGUCAGACGCCAUCACCAUGGGAGGAGAAGGCAUGCGCUUCUCCCUCCAGACUCGCGAAAUCAUUGCCGACAGUAUCGAAUCGGUGACUUGCGCACAGCACCACGACGCCAACAUCUCUAUUCCGGGUUGCGAUAAGAACAUGCCGGGUACGAUCAUGGCCGCCGCGCGUCACAACCGCCCCUUUAUCAUGAUUUACGGCGGUACCAUCAUGAAGGGUCACUCGGACCUUCUGGAGAAGCCCAUCAACAUCAGCACUUGCUACGAGGCCCGCGGUGCUUUCACAUACGACCGCCUCCACGCAAAGACCAACCCCGGCACGGAAGGCCGCACCCCGUCCGACGUCCUCGACGAUAUUGAGCAGCACGCUUGCCCCGGCGCCGGUGCUUGCGGAGGUAUGUACACGGCAAACACCAUGGCGACUGCGAUUGAGGCAAUGGGUCUGUCUCUCCCUGGAUCUUCAUCAUACCCGGCUCUGUCCCCGGAAAAGGCCCGCGAGUGCGAGCGCGCCGCUACCACUAUCAAGAUCACCAUGGAGAAGGACCUCCGCCCUCGCAAGCUCAUGACCCGAGCCGCCUUUGAGAACGCUCUAGUGCUCACCAUGAUCCUCGGCGGUUCCACCAACGGUGUUCUCCACUUCCUCGCCAUGGCCAACACGGCCGAUGUGCCCCUGACGAUCGACGACAUCGACCGCACCAGCAACCGUAUUCCCUUCCUGGCCGACCUUGCCCCGUCAGGAAAGUACUACAUGGAGGAUCUCUACAAAGUAGGCGGCACGCCCUCCGUUCUAAAGAUGCUCGUCGCAGCCAACCUCAUCGAUGGCUCCAUCAUGACGGUGACGGGCCGCACCCUCGCCGAAAACGUCGCAGACUGGCCCUCCCUCGACCCGAACCAGAAGAUCAUUCGUCCGCUCUCGAAUCCGAUCAAAGCGACGGGCCACAUCCGCAUCCUCCGCGGAAACCUCGCUCCCGAAGGCGCUGUCGCCAAAAUCACCGGCAAGGAAGGCCUCACCUUCACGGGCAAGGCCCGCGUCUUCGACAAGGAGCACGAGCUCGACGUUGCGCUGUCGGCGGGCUCCAUCCGCCGAGAGGACGGCAACCUCGUUCUCAUUGUCCGGUACGAGGGUCCCAAAGGCGGACCAGGCAUGCCGGAGCAGCUCCGCGCCAGCGCGGCGAUCAUGGGUGCCGGGCUGGAUAACGUGGCGCUCGUGACGGAUGGAAGGUACAGCGGUGCGUCCCACGGCUUCAUCAUCGGCCACGUUUGUCCCGAGGCGGCGGUCGGCGGGCCGCUUGCGCUUGUGAAGAAUGGAGAUACGGUUACCAUCAACGGUGAGACGAAUCGCAUCGACGCUGUUGAUGUUGACGAGGCGGAGAUGGAGAGGCGGAAGAAGGAGUGGAAGGCUCCCUUGCCGCAUGUGAGGAGAGGUGCUUUGGGCAAGUAUGCGAGGUUGGUGGGUGAUGCUAGUCAUGGAGCCGUCACGGACGCGGCGGAUCCGUCGUGGUAG
Colletotrichum paranaense is the source of this 1881-nucleotide messenger RNA. Its product is annotated as dihydroxy-acid dehydratase. The transcript is spliced from 4 exons. Gene Ontology annotation, cellular component: mitochondrion. Lineage: Eukaryota; Fungi; Ascomycota; Sordariomycetes; Glomerellales; Glomerellaceae. Gene Ontology annotation, biological process: branched-chain amino acid biosynthetic process. The record is from RefSeq and is a predicted model, not a curated record. Bases 1 to 1881 code for a protein of 626 amino acids. Gene Ontology annotation, molecular function: dihydroxy-acid dehydratase activity.